AUCAUUAUGUACUUAUUUUAGUACCUCUUUGUAUUUAUUUUAGUUUAGUUUGUUGUGGUGGAACAAUUCAGCGCUGGGACUGUUUCCUGGCGGAAGUUAAAAGCCGCGUACACAGAAACUUUUGUUGUUCUCGUAUAUGAUGUCUGUGGUUUUUCCUUCUCGGACUGCAUUUUUGUUGUAAGCUAAACCCCCGAAAGUUCGAACAUGUAUCGGCUCCGACACAAGCCGAUGCAACCGUGGAUAGAAGGCCUGGUUCUGAACUACAGCGACCGGGAAGGCGAGGAGGCGGGAGCCCCGGACGGAGACCGAACACCGGGAAGGAAACGCUGGCUGAAGGCGUAUGUCCUCGAGGUCAGUCAUCUGCCUGAAUCCAAGCUUCGGGCCUUCGAGGGCCCCAAUGUUGUGCUCUUUCUGUCCGACGGGCAGGUGAAGAUACCGGCCGUGCUUACCGCCUCCGCCUGGGCGCGGAUCCAGGAGGAGGAGGGUCGGGAGAACUUAAACAACUUCCUAAACGCCACGGUGCACCUUCAGGUCGACCGGCUGCAGUUUGACGUGACUCCCGAUAAGUUCACCUCCAGGUUCUACUUGGUGCUGAGCGGUCUGAGUACAGUAGAGGCCGGCCUGGUUAGACAGCACACGCCCUGCUACACCUCCCUGCCCUCCAUCAGAAUGAAGAUCGAUCAGACCUGGAGCGCCCGGCAGCGAGCUCAGGACUCCCAGAGGAGCCACGACGAACCCGACUUGUCCCAGCUGCUGUGGCAGGAAGAGUGGCUGCGGAGCAGCGUGAAUGAUGUCGUGGAGAGGAUGACCACACACACGACUCCACAACCUUCCGCUUCUGCUUACCACUCAUCUAUAACCGGACCUGCCACCAGCUGGGACCAGGACCGGGUCAGGUACCAGGCAGAGACUCCUUUCACUGUCCCAGUGAGGUUUCUUCUCAUCCCUCAGCAUUUAGAGACGGGGACAGAUGCUGGACUCAGGACGCACACAGGGACAGAGCUGGCAGCUCAUAAUGAUGCAACCGGGCAGAUUCCAGAACCGGCUGGUGUGGAAUCGGUCCGUGAUGCAGAAGAGAGCUCAGCUGUUCUGACAGAGGACGACUUCCCACAGGAGGAAGUAACUCGAAGGCCUACAUCCAACCCCUGGGACAUCUACCCUCCUCCGUGCAUCAGCUCUGAAUCUUCUCCAGAACCUACACCGACCCUCUCCGGUACCACAUCUGGACCUGAUUCUGCUACCAUGGUAACCAGCUCACCUUAUGUUCAGAUCUCCCUCCCUCCCUACCAAAAACAGCAGAACAGCAGCAUCCUGCCCACUAACUCAGCUGAGAAGCGUUUACCAGAACCUCCUGCCUCAGACACCACCCAGAACACCAGGACUCAUCAGAACCUUCAAGCUUUGGACAGAGACUAUCAGGACAGGGCUCAGGUCGACACCAGGAACCUGAAGAGGAAGCGACACGAUGUCCCACUACAGAGGGUGGAGGAGGAAGAGUUCAGCCACAGCCCGCCAUCUUGGCUCUUUGAGACCCAACCAGAACCCGCCAGAACCAAAGAGGGGAGUGGUCCAAAACAAAGAGCUGUGAGAACAACCUCCUCUGUUCACAUCGAUGGCAAAAGGUUCUCAUACACCUACAGUGUUACCGGACAGAACCUGCAGGACUUCAGUCGGUUCAGAGUGGCUGCGUCUGUUCUGCACUGGGCUGUGAAGUACCUUUUAACUCCGAAACCAGCAGAACCUCCUCCAAACAUCAGCUGAUGGUACCACAGCGACGUUUCCUUUGGUUCAGAGACUCUUAAGCUUCUCUAGGUCAAGUGUGGAUUUUUCAUUCUACUGUCAUCUGGGUCCAAUUCAAACAGAAGCUAAAGUGUUCCGCUGGUGCUGUUUUAUAAAACCCGAUGCUGAAGUCAGGAUUGAUGAGGCCGGGUUCGGAGGCUUCGCAGGUUGUCUGGGUUUUUGUUAAUGUUGAGAAAAAGACUCUAGAGCUUUCGUCUCUGUGUCACGCGGUUCUGUCGGGACGUCGUGUUUCUGUUUCAGAGUUCGGAUGUGAUGAAAACUGUUCAUCUUUGUGGAAAAAGAUGGAAAUGGUUCCACCCCAAUGCUUCUUUGGACUUUUGUUUAAAACAGUUUUAAAAUAUUAUUUAUUUUUUAAACGAUUUUAUUAUUUUGUUCUAUUUCAAACUAAUAAAUGAAGUAACUUGUUUUGUUUGAACAAUAUUU
Molecule: messenger RNA, 2223 nt
Organism: Nothobranchius furzeri (turquoise killifish)
Lineage: Eukaryota; Metazoa; Chordata; Actinopteri; Cyprinodontiformes; Nothobranchiidae
Gene: acd
Product: ACD shelterin complex subunit and telomerase recruitment factor
Biological process (GO): telomere maintenance via telomerase; negative regulation of telomere maintenance via telomerase; telomere capping
Cellular component (GO): chromosome, telomeric region; telomerase holoenzyme complex; shelterin complex
Molecular function (GO): telomeric repeat DNA binding
Source: RefSeq, a predicted model, not a curated record